This is a messenger RNA of Gryllus bimaculatus (two-spotted cricket), 4185 nucleotides long. Lineage: Eukaryota; Metazoa; Arthropoda; Insecta; Orthoptera; Gryllidae. The record is from the annotation of a GenBank genome assembly.
CCCCGCACCGCCACAGGCCGCCCAGCCUCCUCCUGCACAAGGUCGCGGAGCAGUGCGAGCGGCACAACACGUUCCCGAGGAUGGGCGCGCAGCUCCCCUUCGACGAGGAGGAGGAGGAGAAUGUGUACAUUAACUUGCCGCCUCCCUCUGCGCAGUGGCCGUCCAACUCCGCGCCCAACCCCGGCCACCACGAACACCACAAUAGGUUGAUCAACUUCAAGACCACGAUGGUAAAACGGAGAAACUCUAUGUGGUCCUCUACGUCCAGGCCCAAACUGCAGGAAGAAGGUAUGGAGUUUCUUGUUGAUGGGUUCAAUUUGACUAAAACUACCAAGAAGAAAGUUGAAACAAAACUAAACAAAAUAAAUAUUCAUGUCCAUGCUCUCUUUGCUGCAGUGGAAAAUGGUCAUGUAGACAGAGCUCGGACUAUUUUAGAGUCUACUGAUGUGGAUGUUAAUAGUGUAAAUAGCGAUGGUCUGUCUCCGUUGGAUGUAGCUGUCCUAAAUAAUAACAGACAAUUAGCCAAAAUGUUGGUUGCAUUUGGUGCUCAAGAAGGAAACCAAUUUAAAACUCCUGAAUCCCUUGGUUGUCACCUAAAGCAACUUCUUAUGGAAGCUGAAAGAAAAGUGCAAGAGUUAGGUGGUGGCCUUCUGUCUAUUGAAGAUACAUCUUGUAACAAUAAUAAUAAUAACAACAAUACUAGAGCAUCAUUUAGUAUUAUCAGCAGUCAUGGUGCUUCUGCAACAAUGACUGGCUGCGGAGGUGGAGCGGAAGCAGCCGUUGACAAGCAGCUACUGCUCUGGGAGAGACGAGCUAAAGGAUUAAAGAAAAUGUUAUUAGGUUUUGAUCAAGCAAGACCUCCAGAUGUACCUUUCUUGGUUGCUGUUGAUGUAACGGGAACAAAUUCUGUAAAUGUAAGAUUCCAAGAGCCUGAACAACAAGACUCGGCUAUAUGCACCAAAUUCAAAGUUCAAUGGAGCUGCUCAGAAGCCUUCAGUCCUUUAGCUGGAGAGAGAGAAAUUUUAGAUAUGAAACACAUGGAAUGUCACAUAGGUGAUCUGAUUCAAGGACAAAGGUAUUAUUUCCGAGUAGCUUGUGGCAACUUGAAAGGAUAUGGAAAGUUUAGGCAGUCUACACCUACAUCAGUUAUUCCUUCUAGUUGGCGGGAUGUUGAGGGUCGUGAGCCAAGAUUUGCAGGACGUCUGCAACUUCUUGAUGACCUGUUUUCUGAAAUAAGAAGUUCAAGACCAGAACAUGCAGCAGAAAUAAAAGCUACUGUUCAAGCUGGAGAAACUCCUGGAAUUCAAAGACGAAAUCAAAGAAAGAAAACUACUAUUAAACAACUCUUUACUGUGGCAUCAAAAUUUCAGAAAAAUUUAAGAAGGGGUGUAUUUCUGGCCUGUUUAUUGUACCAUGAAGAUAAAGUGUUAGUAACUAAUGAAGACUUCUUGCCUGUGAUUGAAGUGGAUGAAACAUAUCCUAAUUGUAUAUAUAAUGAUUUUCACUGGCUAAUGAAGGUUGCUUGUACAUGGGAUGAUGUCAAAUCUCUUCGACAGGAUAUGGAGAAAAGCCUCAGCUCUUCUACUGUACAUUUUCGUAUCAAGUUGUUACAAGCAGCUGCACAAAUGCAGACUGCUUUGUGUAUGCAAGAUCUUGGACAACUCUUCCAUAGACCAAUAAAGGAUUCUCAGGGAACAUUAGUGAUCUCCACAGUAAAUUAUGUACGCUCACCAAAAUGUGUAUCUGUUUUGAACUCAAGAUGGCUCCCAUUAAGUAAAGUGCAAAAGAAACUGGCUACUCAUGAGGAACCGCAUGUGGGGGAAUUGCUUAUGGCUUCCAUACAGGAACAAAUAACUUAUCAUCAAGUUAGCAGCAUCAGACUUGGAAGAGGAUUAUAUUUAGGAUAUUUAAGGAUGAGGAGUUCUGUGGAUCUCAUUCAAGUAGUUGUACCUACUAAAACUCCAAAUGUGCUGCCUCAUUGCAAAAUUAGGGAUAACCCACAUGUGUCAUCAGAAGAAUGGGAGUUCCUAAAGCAACAGAGUAGUCAAAAACCUUUCAGCAAUUCAUCAAGUGAAACUACUAGCGUAGCUUCAGGAGAUGAAGGUUCUUUGGAGGAAACCCAGGAAAAUGCAUCUUUAAGUCAAGGAACAGAACAACAGCGAGUAUUUGUAGAACUCGUUGCAGCUACUGCAAGACGAUUAUUUUCAUACAUGGAAGUUUCCAAUCAAGAAGCAUUGGCUCACAGGCUUUAUGAUGUGGAAGUGGUUGAUUUGAGCCCAGAAGUUUCAUUUUUAAUCAUUGUCCCUCCCGCUGAAUCUGCCUGUGCUGUUCCUGGGCAAAGAGAUCUUCUUCUUCAGCGAGGAGAUUUAGCUGCUUUACCUGUUCAAGUAUUUGAAAUGGUUCAUCUGGGUACCUAUCAGCGUGAUGUAAUAUCCCGGUAUUCUCGUCUUAGCUGCAUUCUUGAACUAGAUACUGUACUUGCUCAACAUAAUCAUAGAGAGAAGGUUCCCAGUACAGGAUCUGGUACUCCAGGAGUUGCAAUGCGCCAUCUCCUGACCAUAACAGACCAGCAGUCCUGCUACAGGGUCAGAAAAAGAUCUAAAGAGCACUCCUUGCAUCAAACAUCAGGAAGCGGUGAGGGCAAUGGAGUAGCCAGCAGUUGCAGCCUCAAGAGAAGUCUCCUCCAGUUGCCUCCCAGAGACCCUAAGUUAGUGAAAUCAAGUGCAAGUCGAGGGAGCUGGCCUGGACCAGGUGUUGUCCUGGAAGGGUUGCCUGUCUCCUUGAGGCCGAACUUGGUAAGAGUGAGCAACAUCUUCCCAGUCAGGGAAACCGUAAAAACAGUAGCAGUAGCUUCAGUAACUGUUCUGGAGCCAAUAGUCAAUGCCAUGGUCAUAGUGGAGGUGACAUUAGCAAUGCAUCUACUCUUUGCAGCAGGAUGGCAGGUGCAAACAGUCUUGGUGUUGCAGUGUCUCAGCCUCGACAUCACCCCUCCUUUCUGUCCGUCCACCUCUGGAGGAAGUCUUUUAGGUCUUGCUACUUCUGCAACUCCAGCAACUAGCAUGCAUUCUUUAUCAUCAGAUGAUUCAACAUCAUCUCCUGCAAGGUCCACAACUGAAGAUGAAGAUGACUUAGUGCAGCCGAGCAAGACAGUUGUACCUGCUCCAUCUUCAGGAAUUUUGCAGUAUAUGCUGCUUGUGAAACUGGCUUGGCAAGUGGAACUAGCCUUAAACUGCAUGUCACUCCUUGGACAACAGCCAGAGAGGUUGUUGACUUGUAGUGAAACAGCUCAAUAUGGCAGUGGUACUGAAAGGCAAAGAUGGACCUAUUUAUCCAAAUGACAAAUUGAGAAAUUGUUGCCUUGUGGCUGUCAUUGGAGCGAGAGAAGUUGUUUGAGAGAUGACUUCAGCCUCUGCAGCUCCAAAAUCCAUGGAAGGAAAGUCUCGUUUGUAUGUUCGCCAAAAACAUGUUUUGGCUGCUCUUGAACAGAGUGCUCGACAUACUGCAUGUAUCUAGCUUUGUUUUUCAACAGAAACAAAACAGUUUAAUAAUGCUAAUAGUGCUUUAAAUAUAAAUAAAUUUGAAAAUAUUAGUGAUUUAGAUUGAUAUCUUUAAAAAGUAGUGUCAAACUGGUAAGGCACUCAGCUUUACAAAAUUCUGAAAGAAGAAUCUAGUCAUUGUUUAUUUUAGUAAAAGAGAUGAGUUUAAGGACAAAUGUGAAAAAUGUAUAGUUGACAUUUCAUUGAGAAAUAAUAACAAAUUUUUGAUUAUAACAAAAUCAAGUUGUAAUUCAGAAAUUUACUGAUGUGGAUAAGCUAAAUAAUUACUUAAGUAUUAUAAAUUUUAUUGCUUUUGUUAUUAUUUACCUGUUAUUCCUAGCUCUCAAGAGUUUGCUUCUGAAUCUCAAAAAAAUUAUUGUUGUAGAAACUCAUCCUCUCUCCUGCUAUUUAUAAUUAGCCUUGAGUAGAAAGGGUGAGACUAUUUUCUUUAUCAAUUAUUCAAAACUUGGUCAUUCUCGAUUCUUCUCUCUCUGUACACAAACUAAUCAUUUUUGUCUGAAAAAUAAAAUGUUAUUAUUUUCCAAAUUAGUUUGGAAUGGUCAGGAAGAUUGAAGAGGAUUUUCUCUUUGUUUGAAUUGGAUAUACUGUAUCAGAAACUACUUAUAUCUCAAACUACAGUUAGAGUGUU